CGGUCGUUUGUGCAUUGAUGGACGCUCUUCUGACCGUGGUCGUUUCUGUUCUUUUGUUGCAGGUGAGUGCUGUGGUGCUCUGAGGCGAGGCAGCUGUUUGGGAGAGGAGCAGGUCCAAAGGUUCCUGGGCAACGAGUCGCACAAAGACCACUUCAAGCUCUUGGAGAAGGACCAGAACUCGCUGCUCGUGGGCGCGCGAAACAUCGUAUACAACAUCAGCCUGAGGGACUUGAGCGAGUUCACCGAGCAGAGAAUUGAGUGGUAUUCAUCCCCUGCCCAUCGAGAAUUAUGCUAUCUGAAAGGAAAAUCUGAAGAUGACUGCCAAAACUACAUUCGAGUUUUGGCUAAAAUUGCAGACAACAAACUCCUUAUAUGUGGUACAAAUGCAUAUAAGCCACUAUGCAGAAACUACUUAUUGAAGAAUGGUGAUUAUGUGUUUGAAAAGGAGUAUGAAGGACGUGGUUUAUGCCCUUUUGAUCCAGACCACAACAGCACAGCCAUUUAUAGUGGUGGACAGUUAUAUUCAGCCACAGUGGCUGAUUUUUCAGGGACAGACCCACUUAUUUACAGAGAACCUCUAAGAACAGAAAGAUCUGAUCUCAAACAACUUAAUGCUCCCAACUUUGUGAGCACGAUGGAAUAUGAUGAUUUCAUAUUCUUCUUCUUUCGAGAAACUGCUGUAGAAUAUAUCAACUGUGGGAAAACUGUUUAUUCUCGAGUGGCCAGAGUAUGUAAACAUGACAAAGGAGGACCUCAUCAGUUUGGAGACAGAUGGACUUCUUUUCUGAAGUCUCGGUUGAAUUGUUCCGUCCCUGGGGAUUAUCCAUUUUAUUUCAAUGAAAUACAAUCUACAAGUGAAAUAAUAGAAGGCACUUAUGGAGACCAAGUUCAGAAAUUAAUAUAUGGUGUUUUUGCAACUCCUGUGAAUUCAAUUGGUGGUUCAGCUGUAUGUGCAUUCAGUAUAAGGUCUAUUCUAGAAACAUUUGAAGGGCCAUUCAAAGAACAAGAAACAAUGAAUUCUAAUUGGCUGGCUGUGCAAAGCAUGAAGGUCCCUGAACCCAGACCUGGUCAAUGUGUAAAUGACAGCCGCACAUUGCCUGAUGUGUCAGUGAAUUUUGUUAAAUCACACACAUUAAUGGAUGAAGCAGUACCUGCUUUCUUUGCACGUCCUAUAAUGAUUAGGAUCAGCCUUCAAUACAGAUUCACAAAGAUUGCUGUGGAUCAACAAGUUCGAACUCCUGAUGGAAAAUCCUAUGAUGUCCUCUUCAUUGGAACAGAUGAUGGAAAAGUCAUCAAAGCAUUGAAUGCUGAUUCAUUUGAUUCUGAUAAAACCGUGAAUAGUGUUGUGGUGGAAGAACUUCAGGUGCUUCCACCUGGAGUUCCUGUUACAAAUUUGUAUGUAGUGCGUAUGGAUGGAGAUGACAGUAAAUUGGUUGUGGUAUCUGAUGAUGAAAUACAGGCCAUCAAACUGCAUCGAUGCAACUCUGAUAAAAUUACUAAUUGCCGAGAGUGUGUAGCUCUUCAGGAUCCUUAUUGUGCUUGGGACACCACUGAACAAAGAUGCACUGCAGUUGGAUCACCUGACUGGAGUGCUGGCAAAAGGCGAUUUAUUCAGAAUAUCACCAAGGGAGAACAUAAAGCAUGUGGGCGUCCUGUAGCAGAUGAGGAAGUUGCCACAGCAACUUGCCCUCCAUGCUCGUGUGUGUGUCCCUCGCCCAGCAGUAGCUCCGAGGCCAUGGUGGCUACCGGCGAUCCCGUUCAAUCAAACCAUCCGGGCAGCGAAAUUGAACCAGACAUUGACAACAAUGAAAUUGUGAUCGAGGUGGAUGAAAGCAACGUGAUCCCUAACACGUUGGCAGAAAUUAAUCAUGCAGGUGCAAAGCUUCCAUCAUCUCAAGAAAAAUUGCCCAUCUACACUGCUGAAACUCUGAGCAUUGCUGUUGCUACUUCAUGCCUUGCUGCUCUGGCAGUUGGAUUUGUUUCUGGAUUUCUUUUUUCUCGGCGUUGUAGAGGGGAAGAUUACAGUGAUAUGCCCUUUCCAGAUCAGCGACAUCAACUCAACAGGCUGACAGAAAGCAGUUUAAAUGCAGAUGCAGCAUAUCUUCCUCCCUGUGCAAACAAUAAGGCAGCUAUUAAUCUUGUGCUCAAUGUUCCACCAAAGAAUGCAAACGGAAAAAAUGCAAAUUCCUCCGCUGAGAACAAACCCAUCCAGAAGGUUAAGAAGACUUACAUUUAGCAGAAAACCUUAAUAUCUGUAUUAAUGCAGACACAUGUGAGUCGGUUUACAAAAACUCUGCUGAGGAAUGUGUUAAGAAAAGUAAAGAAGAUGUGAAGUGUCUAAUGAACAAUUAAGAAACAGACUUAGUUGAAGUUUGAAUAUACUUUGCAGUGAUUAGUGAUUCUGUGAUCAAUUGAUGGUUUUGUAGUGAUGACAUUUUUGGCAUUAGAUAAAAUGCCUUGUGGAACACAGGUUCUUAAUGUGAAGCUUACAACAUAUUUCUUCAAAAGACAAGUGUACAAGAAGAAGAAAAAAGAAGGUUGCCACAAGGAAUGAAUUAUUUUUACAAGCUAUUAUUCUUCGCCUUAUUGUGGAGCAUAAAUGUUGCUUUCCAAGAUGAAGAAUCUUGCUUGUGUAGGAAGAUCUAUCAUGCCGUUAAUAAAGCUGACAAAAAGUAUAUGUACAAUAAGAGAAAAAUGAGUAGAAGGUUUACCUGACAUGCUACAUAGUUAGGUGAAAUAUUUGUGACAUGAACUAUUACGUUGCCAAUAAAAAAAAGUAUAAGUGCACGAAAGUGAGUGGUGAAUGAGAGAGACUUAUUGAAUAUUUCAGCAAGAGUAAGCAGUCGGACAUAUAAAUAUCAACACAAGUUAACAAUUUAGAAUGCACAUGAAUAAAAAAAGGGCUCAUGCCUUACGCUAGAAAAGUGUGGUAGCAUGAUUCUUAAACAUAAUUGAAAUACUGUUUUCGUAAGAACUGUAAGCAUUUUGUGGUGUUGCUUGUUUUAUAUUGCCGACUGUAAAUAGCAAAUUAAAUAUUUGUCAACCCACCCAAACUUCCAGUAUUGUUUUAUGUGCAGAUAGUUUUAUCCGGCCUGUACAAAUUAGAGCUAAGUUUCCCAUUACAUACAGUUCUUUAUGUAUGUUAUUUAGAUAUUCACCUCAAUGCUACAUUAUAAAUAUAAAAAGACUGAAGGGCUGAAAGAUAUUAUUUGUAUAUAAUUCAUUGUAUAUAGUUACGUAAAGCACUGUUAAUAAACAUUAAAUAAAUUUUCAUUAUAUUAAAUAUGUCAGUGUAGCAAGAGUGCUCUUCAAUUUCCCAAGAAAAUAAAGAAGUGUUGUUUCUCCAAAACUGAGUGUGCUUGGAAGAGCAAGUGAAGAGGACCACAUAAAUGUUUCCUAUGCUAUUAAACUGUAAAAAAAAUUAUUUCUAUAGAUUUGUAUCUCUUUUUGGUUUAGUCAUGUUACAAGAUUCUAAUAGUGUCAUCCAAAUAGAAAAAUGAUUUUUGUGAAUGUUCUUGCACCAUAAUAGCUUUUUCUGCUGACUACUGUGAAAAUUUGGAGAAGAGGACAUUCACAGUUCCUCAGUGAAGAGAACUCUUUUUAAAGCACAUUAUCUUUGCUGCCUGUUACUUGAUCCCAAGACAAAGAUAUGCAAAAAUGUUAUUAUGCUCUUAGUCCUCAUGACAAGAAAAAAAUAAAUGUAAUCAUAUUUUAUAGUUGUCAAUUACAUGGUCUGUUUUUAAUCAAUAAACUGGAUUUUAUUUAAAGAUGUUAAGAUUAAAUUUGUUAAUACUCUUUCACGAAUUACGGAAGUUUUGUUGAGAUUAAAACAAGCCUGUGAGUCUUUGAGAACUGGAAGUUCUUUGAAAAUAAGUGUCUUAUCUUAUUGAAACGCAAAUUGAUGGGUUGGUAGGCAUAAAAGGUGUAGCUGGUAAAAUCACUAUAGAUACAAGAAAUAAACACUGUAUCUGGAUACAAAUAUACUGUACUGUAACAUAAAAGUAUCUACAUGCAUAUUCUUUAUCUGUGUCUGUUAUAGAGUAUUCAGAUACUUUUACAAUUACAUUUCUUAUAUAAGCAUUUGUUUAUUUAUUAUUUUUGACCCUGAUUUUCCAUUAUGGCUACCCCUUGUAAAUGGUGCAAUGUAUGAUCAAAUUAUUGCAUAAACAUUUUUAUUCUGAGGUAGCUUUCCUCAUUUUUCCUUUACCAAUCCAUAAGUCCUCAAAAAAAUUAAAAAAUAAAUAGAGUGCUUUUCUCAUUCUUCGGCUUUGAGUAACUUACUAAAUAUGAAAGAUUAAUUUCAUAAUUCAUGUAUUAAAAUUUUAUUUGCAGCAGAAUAUGAAUGUUAGAAAUUUUUAAAGCAUCACUCUUUAAAAUAGGCAGAUGCUCAAAGCAUUUUAUUUCAAAGUGACGUGUGUAAUUGCUUUAAGAACAUUUUCUAAAAUAAAAUUACUAGCAUGGUGUGCAUUACUGAUGUAUUAAUUACUAAACAUGGUUGUUCUAUAAAGAGGUCAUAAAUAUGAACCUUAGUUAUUAAAUGACAGUACAAUCAACUUUUCAAGAAUCUGUUCUUACCUAACACGCUUUCCUUUAAAUCCAUGUUUCAAAAUAUAAGAUAAUCUUACUGAUUUAUUAUUUUAAGCUCUCUUAAAUCAUAUAUCAAAAUACAAUAUUUCAAAUUAAGUGGUUUUACAGAUCAGAAUCAGGGGAAGAAGAAAUUACAAACUAUGACCAGCAUGAUCAAGCACAUAUUAAUUAAUAAAUCAUAUUUAUCAUAAUUACAUUUAUUAUCAACUACUAAAGUAAGAA
Gryllus bimaculatus (two-spotted cricket) is the source of this 4809-nucleotide messenger RNA. Lineage: Eukaryota; Metazoa; Arthropoda; Insecta; Orthoptera; Gryllidae. The record is from the annotation of a GenBank genome assembly.